GUUACUUUGACUGAUAAACGCCCGCCGCCCGCGCUUCAUUACAGGAGUGUAUAUUUUAGAUCAUAUACAACAGGAAAUAUAAACUCCUAUUAAAGCUUUUCUGCUCAUAACAUAACUUUAGUCUUGUUUUAACCAGUGUGAGGGUUUGAAGCCCUUGUGUUUUUGAAGUGUAAACUUUUUUCAUAUAAUAUCAAGAAUAAUGGAAGACUUAAGUUUUAUACCGGAUCUCCCGAGCGGGCCCCUAGAUGUAUAUAGGAAUGGAGCUUCGUUCAACUGGAAGCGACUUAAAUUGGCCCUUGAAGGAGACAUUGAUUUAUUGAAACUGAAGUACAAAAUAUGGCGUACGCUAGAAAAGGAUCCUCUCUUUGCUCAUCACCCUGUUACACCUCCACUGGAAGAACAGAAGAGAAUAACUCAGUUGCAAUUAAAGAAGAUCAACGAAUACAAAUUCAUUCCCAAGGAAAUGUUCAACGCGAGUUAUAGCAAACGGACACGGACAAUAAUGACAAUAAACGAGGCGGUCCAAUCCCUAAAUCCAAGUGUUUCUGUGAAGAUGGCCAUCGGUAUAUACCUGUUCUCAAACGCACUCCUCUCAUUGGGGACAGAGAGACACCUGAAGUUUUACGAAGCGACGAUAAAGCAUAGAGAGAUAUUAGCAAGUUUCGCGCUGACGGAGAUCGCGCACGGGUCGGACGCGCGGCUCAUGCGCACGACCGCCACGUACGACCCCUCCACCAAGGAGUUCGUCGUGCACACGCCAGACUUCGAGGCGGCUAAAUGCUGGGUUGGUAAUCUAGGUAGAACAUGUACCCAUACCCUACUGUUCGCGCAGCUGAUCACACCAGAUGGCACCAACCACGGGCUUCACGGAUUCGUCGUGCCUAUCCGAAACCCGGACACCUUGGAAACGUAUCCUGGUCUCACUGUUGGCGAUAUGGGGGAGAAGAUUGGCGUCAAUGGCAUUGACAACGGAUUCAUAAUGUUCAACAACUACAGAAUACCGCGGGAAAAUCUCCUCAACAGAACGGCGGAUGUCACCGAAGAUGGCACCUACGAGAGCUCCUUCUCGGAGCCGUCCAGGAUACUCGGAGCGGCGUUGGAGAAUUUAUCAGCAGGUCGCAUCGGCAUCAUGCAGGAGAGCUGCCAGUCGCUGGCCAGCGCCGUGAGCAUCGCGGUGCGCUACGCCGCCACGCGCACGCAGUUCGGCGAGCGCGGCCGCGAGACGCCGCUCAUCGAGUACCCGCUGCACCAAUGGCGUCUGUUCGGUCACGUCGCUGCGGCGGUUAUCUACCGGUUGUAUAUCGGUAAAUUCACAUACGUGUACCUGAAUAUGGUGGAGAAAUCGAACGCCGGACACCGAGUGGAUAAUUUGAGCGAGGCGGUGUCGGAGAUCCACGCCAUGGUGUCGAGCAGCAAGCCGCUGCUGACGUGGGGCGCCCUGCGAGCCGCGCAACAGGCACGGGAGGCCUGCGGCGGGCACGGGUACCUCAAGAGCUCCAACCUGGGCGACAUCCGCAGCAACCACGAGCCCACGGUGACGUACGAGGGCGACAACAACGUGCUGUCGCAGCAGGCCGGCAACUGGCUGCUCCGCCAGUACGAGGCGGCGCGCGCGGGCGCCGACGUGGACGCGCCGCUGGCGUCCGUGGCCUUCCUGCGCGACCUGCCGCGCCUGCGCGCCGCCGCCUUCCGCGCCGCGCGCACCGCCGACCUCAAGACGCCCGACUUUAUAAUUUCGACCUACAGAUGGCUUCUGUGCUGGUUAUUGAAGCACACUCAUGAAAAGAAUGAGGCGGAACUCGCCAAGGGGCUCACUAAAGUCCAGGCGAGGAACAACUGUCAGGUGUACCGGUGGAAAAAUCUCACCAAAGUGUAUGCGGAGUAUCUCUCCCUCAUAUUCUCCUUGGAAGCCAUAGAGACGAAGGAGAAAGAAUUACAGCCGGUGCUGAUGAAACUGUUCUGUCUCUAUGGGCUAUGGUGCCUCGAUGAUAGCUUGGUGGAGUUGUACCAGGGGGGAUACUCCAAGGGGGAGGAAAUGGCGAGAUUAAUCAGGGACGCUGUGUUGGAGCUUUGUUCGGAAGUGAAAGGAGACAUCGUUAGUGUAGUUGACUCGCUUGCGCCGCCGGACUUCGUUCUCAACUCCGCUUUGGGAAAAAGUGAUGGAAAAUUGUACCAGAAUCUCCAGAAAGCAUUCUUCAGUCAGCCCGGUGUCUUCGAGCGAACGCCGUGGUGGCGGGACGUCGUACCUUCCUCUAAACUGUAAGAAUAAUGUAUAUAAGUAUAUCUAGAACCAUAGAUUUUGGACACAAAAAUAAUAUUUUGUAUAGAGAAAAAAAACUAUUUCCCCCUGUAUCUUAAAUACUAGAUAGAAAAAUUGAUUUCGUUUAUUUUUAUAUAAUAUUUAUACUUUACCGAAGGUAUGUUAUUUUUUAUAUUUGAUUAUUUUUAUUACCUCGAAGUUUUUUUUUUGUAUGACUUUUUUUAAAACAUUUGAGAAUCUUUCAUGUACAUAAUUCCCCAGCGCAGAGAAAGAAAGGCAUAGGCCCUAAAAACCUUCUAUUGGAAAAUGAAUUUUAAAAUAAAGUUAAUAAGUUUCCCAAAAUUAUCGUUUUGGCGGCUUAGCCUCUUACUUUCCCGUGUCGAUAUGAUGCUGUGGCGUAGUACUUUGGACGUACUUUUUAACACAUUCUAAUAACAUAUCAUGUAGAAAUUUUAUGAUAUGUCUAGCUUGUGUAAGUCUUAUUUUUAUUGAAUAUCUCAUAAACUAUUUUAAAAUUUUGGCUGUUUUUGUUAUGUUAUAGUUUUUGAUGAUAAUUGUAAGAAGAAACAAAAUCUACUUUAUUAAAGGCCAAAGUUGUAAAGUAAUAAUGAAAUUUGUGUCAUGUAAGUUGUCAAUGCGUAUUUUAAGUGUUAUCCCAUGAACUCGCUGCGAUUAUUUUUAUUUCUUAAGUUUACUGGUUUAAGCCUAUCAAAACAGUUGAUCAUGACAAUGAAACCAACGCAUACAGCCAUUACUAUAUUUUGUGUUGCCAUGUAAUAUAGAAGAAGUUCUAGCGUAACCAUGGAAAUAUUUACAAAUAUAUUUGGUAAUCGCGUCGAAAAUUAAAGUAUUUAAAAAAAUCUUAAAUAUAUACACAAACAUUAAAGAUAUGUAUUUUUUAUUACUUACGAUCGUCGUCACAAAUAACAUAAUUAUGUUAAACAAUACAUAUUAGCCAUAAAUUACAUCACAUAUUAAAGUGGACUAUGAUCCACCAAGUGUAUGGUGUAUUUGAUAAGAUGAUUGCAAGCUGUGACAUUGAAAAAUAAAGUUGCCAAAUACUAGAAAAUAAAUACGAAGUCUUCCCUAAAAAUUUCAAUAAAUAAACUAAACCGGAACACUUAAUAAUAUUCUAUUAAAUUAAUAAUUGAUUAAAAUUGUUAUGUCACAGGAAUGUCAUUAAUUUAAUUUUAACUAAUUGUGAUAGAGGUGUGGUGUAGAGUCUUUUGUAUAUGUCUGUGUGUGAUGUUAUUUAUGGCUGGUCUGUUUGAGUGAGAUUUAAAUAUAUCUCAUUAAUCGAAUAUCAACUAAUAGGUUUCAUUAUAUUCAUAAAACAUUCAAAUGUUACCGUUCUAGAGUAUUAAGUUAAAUUUAUGGCGUUUAAAUGUAUCAGAGAUAGUGAAUUACAUUAACUAGCAUUGAAAUAUUUUUGUUUAAGUAAUAAGAAUAUCUCUUGUUCUAUUUUUAAUCUAUAACUUUAGUAUUGUAAGGCUGUGGUAGGACCUGCUAGAUUUUCUAUACAAUCUCUACAAGUUUCGUUGUUUAGUUCCUUACGUACAAACAUUGUAAAGGAAUGGACAAACACCAUAGACAAGUUUAAUAUAUGAUGUAAAAGAAUAUAUGUUUUUUCAAAGUACAGUGGAUUUCGGGUAUAACGACGAUGAAGGGACCACUGUUAUUUCGUCGAUACAUCCGGAUGUCGUUACAGGCAAAGGCAAAAAGAUACAGACACACACAUAGUUAUUUAUUGAUACAUUUAAAAAAUUGUGUAAUAUUACUUUGCUUCAAUUCAUUUUUCUGUGCUAGCACACAUAGCUGUAGGGUGUAUUCUAUUUUCAUUACGCCUUCAAUGUCUAUAGUAUCCUUUCCAUCACCAAAUAGACAAUAUCUUUUGAGCCUUGUCACAGCACAUAACACAUCCUCAGUUGUAAGAAUCUCACCUUCCUUGCCAUCUUCUUCUUCCUCCUCAUUUUCCUCAUCUUGCGUCGUAGGUGAUGUAACAACAGUUUCAACAAUUUCAUUAUCAGUCAAAUUGCUAGUGGUGAUAAGCUGACUGUCAAUAUUGACAUAUGUUUCCCAAUCCGCAACACUGGUUCCGCUUGACGAUGUUGUCAGCUGUACCAAUGGUAUCGUAUCGUAUGUAUGGUAUCAUCGUUAGAAUCGUCGUCAAUUGUUGUGAUAACCGAAGAUUUACAGAACCCAGCGUGUAGAAAACACUUUUUGGUCGUAUCAGGAGUCACUCGAGCCCAUGCCGUAGUUAUCAUCUCAGUAGCAUCUAAAAGAUUCACGGAAAAUGAGCCUGCCGCAUUUUCAAUGUCGUUCAUCAUUUUCUGUACUUUGAGGGUUUUAAUUAUCCCUUAUCAAUAGGUUGAAUCACCGAUGUUGUGUUUGGUGGUAAAAAUGCCAGUUUUAUGUUGGUCAAAUUUUCGAUUUUAGGAUGAGCUGGGCAAUUGUCAAUAAAUAAAAUGAACUUCUUUUUUUUAUUUCUUAACUGGUAGUCCCAUUUUCGUAGAACGUUUUCGAAAAUAUCUGAAGUCAUCCAGGUCUUUUUAUUUGGUUGGUCGUCAACUGGUAAAGAUUUAACAUUUUUGAAACACCUGGGUUUUUUUGCCUUGCCUAUGACUAAUAAUUUUCUUUUUUCCCCUGCCAUGCUUGAUGCAACAAGCACGGUAAUUCUAUCUUUUGAUAAUUUUCCACCUACGCACUUUUCUCCUUUAAAUUUCAAUGUUCUUUCAGGCGUUAGCUUAAAAAACAAACCUGUCUCGUCUGCGUUCCAUAUUUGGCUAUUAUAUAUAAUUACCGAGCUAAUAUCUAUAAACAAAAGAUAAGAAAGCUCUUUCGUGACUUUGGCGGCCGACUGCGGUCGCAACAUCUGCAUGGGAUUUCCAAGAAUUUAUUACAAACUAUUCAAUAAAAACAGUCGCUACGCCCGAACUUGACGUUACAUCCAAAGUCGCUAUAGCCAUAUGUUUGUACAUACUAUAGUAUGCUUUAAUUCUAGGGACUUAGAUUUAACGUCACUAUAGACGAAUGGUCGCUGUAACCAAGGUCGUAAUAAAUGAAAUCCACUGUAUAUAAGAAUCUAUAUUUUUAAACAACAAUUAAAUUUUGUGGUGCAAUUAAAUUUAAAAACUAGAAGAGAAGUACUUUUAAAAAAAAGUUUAUUAUAAAUCAUUAAUAUAUAACCAGGAUAGCAUUUUGAUUACGAGUGGAUUUUAAGUAAUACUUUUUGGUUAUUUAAAUUCAACCAAAGGCCACUUUUUCAAGUGAUAAACGAUGUUCCAAUAUAUCCCGUGAUCGGUGAACAGAGUGGUCUCUCAUAUUUUUUCCUUAACAAGAGACUUGAACAGUUACUACAGAACAGAAUAUUUACAUUUUUUUUUAAUAAAUUAACUAUUCAAAGAAUAUUAAAGUUACUAAAUAGUUUAUUUUGUAUUACUUUUAAACUGAUACUAUGUGGAUAUCAAACCGAUUUCAUGUCUCAUGUAAUGUUCAGUGCAUUUAAAAUAUUUUUAAUAGAAUAAAAUUAAAAGUGAGUGUAAUGGAUUUAAGUUGUACAUGGAAUUGUAUGACGAAACCGCUACAUACAAUCGCCUUUUAACUUCAUACAGACAGGGUACAAAACAAUAUUAUUGAAUAUUUACAAAUGUGGUAUUUAUUCGCAUCGCGUUUUUUAUUGCAUGUUUUUUCUCACCCCCGUUAUGAGAAUUGAUGCUUGUUUUAAAAGGAAUGAAUUCUGUGCCGUGCCCAUUUCUAUAUGAUAACAUUAAACUGUUGCAAAUAAUUAUAUUAUUACUGUCGUCAAUAAGAAUUCUAUGUAGUUAUAAUAAAAAUAUUGCAAAUUAUGUUAAUAUUAAAUAGCCAAAUAUAAACAACAAAACUUAGUAGAAUUUAUUUAAGUGAUGGGUCCGGUUCAGUGCAUUUAGUGCGAGUUUCAAACAUAAGUAUUGUAUUCCUUAUACAAUUUCUUUGUUUUACAAAUAUUAUAGUUUAUGUGGAACCGGCACUAUUGGCACUGAAUAUCAUUCGAUAAAUUUAAAUUUAUAAUUUAAUUAAAAAGUUUGUGUUCAAUUAACUAUGUCUUAUGAAAUUGCUAUAAUCUAUGUUAGUUUUAUUCGGUCAAUGAAAUUUGAUAUUUGUGUUAAUUUGAAAAGUUCAAAAUGGUAGUGGACCCGUUGUUGUUAUAAUAUAUUGUUGAUUUAUUAAUAUGUCAUUUAUUAGUCGAUAAAUAAAUAUUACAUUCUUAUAGUAUAAAAUUAAAAUUUAAUCGAUUUUAAAUAUAUUUUUUAAUUCGAAUUGUAUAAAUAUAUCUAUAAGAAUAUAUUAUACAAUCUAAUCUAUACGAUUACAUAUUAUUUUAAUUUUAUAUCGUUUAUGUUUCUUUGUAGCGAUAAUCACUCGAAAGUGCCUUCCUCUGUGUAAAAUGUAGUUAUGAGUUGUUAUCAUAGAUGUAAUUAUUGUUCUAGAAGCUUUGACUUCGGAAAUAAAUGUCUUAAAUAA
This is a messenger RNA of Vanessa tameamea, 6760 nucleotides long. Its product is annotated as peroxisomal acyl-coenzyme A oxidase 3. The coding region runs from base 200 to 2263 and encodes 687 amino acids. The transcript is spliced from 13 exons. Gene Ontology annotation, molecular function: pristanoyl-CoA oxidase activity; FAD binding; fatty acid binding. Gene Ontology annotation, biological process: fatty acid beta-oxidation using acyl-CoA oxidase; lipid homeostasis. Lineage: Eukaryota; Metazoa; Arthropoda; Insecta; Lepidoptera; Nymphalidae. Gene Ontology annotation, cellular component: peroxisome. The record is from RefSeq and is a predicted model, not a curated record.